AUGCGUAUGAUGCAAGCACAAGAAGCUGUGGGAAGAAUUAAGGCUCCUGAAGGAGAGAACCAACCCAGCACAGAAGUGGACCUGUUUGUCUCCACUGAAAAGAUUAUGGUCCUCAAUACAGACUUACAGGAAAUUAUGAUGGACCAUUCCCUGCGGACUAUCUCCUAUAUUGCUGACAUUGGUGACAUUCUGGUAAUCAUGGCUCGCCGGCGUCUUCUCUCCAGUCCAGGGGAUGAAUCGUUACGCAGGAAGAAGCAGGCCAAGAUUCUUUGCCAUGUCUUUGAAUCUGAUGAGGCCCAGUUGAUAGCCCAGUCUAUAGGCCAGGCAUUCCAGGUUGCUUACAUGGAGUUCCUGAAGGCCAAUGGCAUUGAUGACCCCGGCAUCAUCAAGGAAAUGGACUACCAGGAUGUGCUAAACCAGCAGGAAAUCAUGGGAGAAGAACUUAAUCUCUUUACCAAUAAAGAUUUCCAUAGAGAGGUGAUUGUUCCCAAAUUAAAAGGAGAACCUAUAGGUAUUGUGAUAGUGGAGUCUGGCUGGGGCUCUAUGGUACCUACUGUCGUCCUUGCCAAUAUGGCCCCAUCAGGCCCAGCAGCCAGGUGUGGCGGGCUCAACAUUGGGGACCAGAUCAUCUCUAUCAACGGGGUCAGUAUGGUGGGCCUACCACUGUCAACAUGUCAAACUUAUAUAAAGGGUGCCAGACAGCAGACUGUGGUGAAACUUACUGUUGUGCCUUGUCCUCCUGUGGUAGAAGUCCUUAUUAAGCGACCAGAUGUGAAAUAUCAACUUGGCUUCAGUGUGCAGAAUGGUGUAAUUUGCAGUUUAUUGCGUGGUGGCAUUGCUGAACGUGGUGGAGUGCGUGUAGGUCAUCGUAUCAUUGAGAUUAACAACCAGAGCGUGGUGGCUGUGCAGCAUGAAAAGAUAGUUGCCUUGCUGGCCAACUCGGUCGGAGAAAUUCACAUGAAAACCAUGCCCACCUCAAUCUUUAGAUUAUUGACUGGUCAAGAAACUCCACAUUAUUUGUGA
Acanthosepion pharaonis is the source of this 1023-nucleotide messenger RNA. The record is from the annotation of a GenBank genome assembly. NCBI's taxonomy places the organism in Eukaryota, Metazoa, Mollusca, Cephalopoda, Sepiida, Sepiidae.